Molecule: messenger RNA, 423 nt
Organism: Arctia plantaginis
Lineage: Eukaryota; Metazoa; Arthropoda; Insecta; Lepidoptera; Erebidae
Source: the annotation of a GenBank genome assembly
AUGGCUAAACGGAACAUGGUAGUCGAAGAGAAUACUCAAUUAAUUUGUCUAGAAAAGGUUGAUGAUGAAAAGGAUAAGGAUUUAGAAACUAACAAAACUAUAAAUAUUAAAAAUGAAGAAUUUAAAACUAACAUUGAUGAAAACUAUGUAGAUGAUAAUGAAACAAAUUCUAAUAAUACUGUGGAAGAUCUUGUUAAUGAUGGUAAAAAUGAAGAUAAUGUAAGCAACGAUAAAGACAAACUUAUAAUAAAAGAAAGGGCUAAAAGAAAGAUAACUCCAGUGUCUAGAUAUGGUAAUUCAGUAUCACAUUGUAUUUAUGUAAAUUACAUAGAUGCGAAUGUACCAAAUACAUUUGAGGAGGCGAUGAACUCCCAUGACCAUAAACAAUGGGAAAUAGCGACGGACUCGGAAAGACCUUGUUGA